AAUCGGUAUCGUGUCUAGACAAGUCGGUUGAAAGAUAUCAUCACAAAAUCAGUCAAUCGAUUGGGUAGGUUAAAUUGUCGAUCUUGUUCCCCCAUCAAACGUUUCUUCUUCAAUGAACUCCAACACCACGAGAUUACGUUUUUUGAGGAUUUUUAUGAAUGUUAAAAUUACAUAGAUGGUUGUAUAUGUAAGUUUUCAUUGAUUUUGAUAUCGGUUAAGAGCUCAAGGCUAACCUACCAACUGGAUGUGGUCUUGUGAAAACUUGAUCGACCCUUUUCUCUUCUUAUUGCACUUUCUUCCAUUAAGCGAACUAGUUUUAAUUAUACCACACACCCUCCAAUCAAAAGGAUUAAAAGCCUCUCUCUUUCACUUGGUAUCCCUAUCAUUCCUAGCUGCCUUCCCUUCUUAUUGCACUUUCUUCAACUCCAAUGAUCCCUUCCAUUGAUUAGCACAGUUCCACACUCUUCACCUCGAAACCCAACCUAUAAUUCCCAACCAACCAAAAUUAACUUCUCUACUUACACAAACCUGGUACUUGUUAGAAACCCAAAGUAACCAACCCUCAAUUUCCCUUUUGGACAUCUCUCUCCCUCUCUCUCUCUGCAUCUCUCCCCAUCAGGAACCCCACGUAUGUCCAGGGAGAGAAAAGGAGGAACAUUUAUAUCAAAGAUUGUGACCCAUCUGUCUGAAGUCUGAACUCACUAAUGGAUCCAUGGUGAGAGCUCCAGCACAACCAGAAUUACACAUGUUCUUGAAUUCCCCCAUGCCCAAAAGGGAAUUUUGGGGAGAUGGAAACAUUUAUUGUAUAUGUAAAGCGAAAACAGAGGAAUCGGUAAAGCUCUGUUUUUUUUUAUUCGGUGGGGAACUUAAAUUCCCCUGGCAGAUGCAGAGGCAGAGGCAGGCAUAUUGUAGCAAUUGCAGCACUGUGCGCCUUCCUUCCUUCCUUCCUUCGUUCCUUCCUUCCUUCCUUCGAGAGCUGCAUAUCAGUGUAGAUGUAGGGUUAGGCCACAUUAAGUCAAAGCCGAUGUUUCAUCAACUUGCCUCUGUGAGUAAACUUUGGAAGAAGCAACCAGCGACUACGCCGGACCCCACGAACGUCGACCGAUCCCUCUCACAGAGAAACUCGCCGUGCAUUCUGGAGUAGCUGAUAUUACUUCAAGACAAAAAUAAAACAGACAGAAAAGAGAGAGAGAGAGAGAGAGAGAGAGAGAGAGAGAGAGAGAGAGAGAGAGAGAGAGAGAGAGAGAGAGAGAGAGAGAGAGAGAGAGAGAGAAGAGAAGAGAGAGAGAGAUCUAACUAGCUAGCUAAUCAUGAAGCGGAUGUUUUGUCCAGAUGGGUUUUUCCUAAUCGUCCUUAAUUUGGAUGAUUGUGUUGCCCUACACUUGUUUGAUCAGUUUGGGCUAACGUUAUUGAAUUGAUCACCCAGGGGUGAAAUUUACUAUUAGAAAGUUGAUUUCAAAAUGGAAAGAGAACUUUCUUGAGGAAUGUUUGAAAGAUAGGAUUUAGUUUUCCUUGCGAAUAUGAAUCUGAGUACACUAUUUGAAUAAAUAAAAAAGGAACUUUCUCAACUAUUUGGGGCUAAUACCACUAGCAAUAUAAACUUUUAGCGACAUUGUCGUUUACAUUACGUUACUUUCGAUUUGUCUUUUGUAUACUAAAUCGUCUCAUCCAUUUUUUUUGGGUCAAAAGUUAACAAAAACACAGUCUGCAUACACGUGGCAGCUGACAUGAAAACUUAUUAUUAUUAAAAAAACUUAAAAUAAAUAUUUUCAAUGACAUUCGAUAGUCUUUACAGUUAUAUGUUUAAAUAAGAACAUCAAUCAUUAUCAAUUAAACAAAAUAAAGAGAAAAAAUACAUCAAUCAUAAAACAUGAACUAUUAUUGGCUCCAGAUACGGUGCUUAACUCAUGGUUAUGCACAUAUGAGUAACUAAAUCUGGAUCAUUCAUUCAAAAAUUCAAGAUCUAAUGGUGGAUAAUUAAAAGCCUUUUUUCCCUAGUUUUCUUAAUCGGCUCAUAUCUACUUCGUUUUAACUAGGAUUUCAUUUUUUUUUUUUUGCACAGAUGGAACGAGUUCGUUGUGCUCUACAAAUGAGAUCCAUUUUCAAUAUUUGUCUAGAAUUUUUUUAUUGCCUCUCGUUACCAACUACAUACCGUAUGAUAUCAUCUUCGUUUUGAAGUCGUUUUUGAAAAAAAUUGCACAGAAUGAACGAGUUCAUCAUGAUCUAUUGGAUCUACAAAUUUCUGGGCGAACAAAAUACAGGACCAAACAAUACCAUACAAUGCCACCCUAGUACAUGGUGGUAUCUUGUGGUACAUAAUGUUGAAAGUCGUAAAUGAAAGUUAGUACACUCUUAUUAUCAUGUAUUCAACCAUCCUAUAGUCUUGAUAUGUUCAUACCACCAUAGUGCGCUUUUCAUGGCAAUAUGAUAUGCUCUUAUUUCAAUACCAGUCAAUACCAUAUGGUAUAGACUAGUAAAAAAAUGACUCAAUAUAAUUUUUUUUGUUCC
Messenger RNA from Linum trigynum, 2508 nucleotides. NCBI's taxonomy places the organism in Eukaryota, Viridiplantae, Streptophyta, Magnoliopsida, Malpighiales, Linaceae. The record is from the annotation of a GenBank genome assembly.